Messenger RNA from Dufourea novaeangliae, 2535 nucleotides. RefSeq names its product SCY1-like protein 2 (gene bma). Lineage: Eukaryota; Metazoa; Arthropoda; Insecta; Hymenoptera; Halictidae. Gene Ontology annotation, molecular function: ATP binding; protein kinase activity. The record is from RefSeq and is a predicted model, not a curated record. Gene Ontology annotation, biological process: protein phosphorylation.
AUGUUCGCAAAAUCGAAAACCAGCGGCUCGACGCCGAACGUUUUCCUCACAAAUCCACUGCAGAAUUUAUACGAAGUGGGGAAACAAUCGGCAACCGCGGGCCCCGAGAACGCAUGGCGUAUAUACGACGGAUACACGAAAGCAGACAGAAAGGAAGUUUCGAUAUUCCUGUUCGACAAACGAUCGGUAGAGAAGCUUUACAAGCCGAAGCGUAAGGAGAUCGUCACGGAAAUUCUACGAAAGGGCGCACGACAGAUGGAACAAUUUGCUCAUCCGAAGAUACUUGGGGCCAUCAAAGUCGAAGAAUGCGCGGACAGUCUCGCCUUCGCCUCGGAGCCCGUUCUGGCUAGCCUCGCGAACGUUCUGGCCUAUCAGGAGCAACAAGCGGCCAAUCUCGAUCAAUCCACGAGCAACGCAAACAAGCAAGCUUCCUCGACUACCAGCCAUCGCACCACAUUUACGAAAGAGUAUGAACUGCUCGAUAUCGAGAUCAAAUACGGGCUGUUGCAGAUUACCGAGGCACUGCUAUUUCUUCACGGAACAUGCAAACUUCUUCACAAAAACGUUUGCCCGGCGAGCAUAAUAAUUACCAAGAGAGGCACUUGGAAAUUGUCCGGUCUUGAAUUUAUCGAAAACGCCAGCGACGUGCCGAUAUCGUUGCAACCGUGGACAAAUCGUGCGCCGAAAAUGACGCAGCCGAAUCUCGACUACACAGCCCCGGAAAUACAGCAAAAGAAAGAAGGAGGCUUCUACAGCGACAUGUACAGCUUUGGCAUGACUAUAUGUGCAAUUUUCAAUCAAGGUCGACCACUGAUUCAAGCGAAUCACAGUUGCUCCGAAUACCUGAAACAAAUCGAGAACCUUGAGCAACAAGUCACCGUGAUGUUGCCUUUGAUUCCACUACCGUUACGAGAGGCUGUUACCCGUCUCUUGCACAACGAACCGGAACAAAGACCGACGGUUCAAAUUUUAUCGAUGAUUAAAUACUUUCAAGAUCCGCCUGUAUACGCGCUCCAAUUCCUGGACGUGAGCAAGCUGAAAGACGUGUUACAGAAAGAGCAUUUUUACACGGCCACCCUCCAAGGAAUAUUACCUUAUAUACCAAAGAAACUCUGGUAUCAGCAUGUCUGGACGUACUUACAAACCGAUCUGGAGAGUCAAGAGCUCCAGUCGGCCGUUCUACAGCCAGUACUUCAUAUCGUGCAGCACAGCACCCAAGAGGAAUACAAUCAGAUCGUGUUCCCAGUGUUGAGGUCGCUCUUCAUGAAUCGCAGAUCGAUUCAAGCGACGGUCACGCUGCUGACGAAUUUACAUGUGAUACUGAAGAAAACACCGUUGGAAUUCAGAGACAAGGAGGUGCUUCGUUUGUUAUACGAAUCGUUCGAAAAUACAAACACUCAAGUACAGACCGCGGCGUUUGUAGCCGUUUCGAACGUAACGGAGCACAUCAACGACGACGAAGCCGUUCGAAAUAUCAUACUGCCGAAAUUGCUUCAAGCCUUCGAACAGAAUUCCGCCGAUAUUCGUGUACUCAUGAACGUGGUCUCGUGCGUCCUGAACCGAUUGGAGAAACAAAAGAUCGUCGACUGUAUAUUACCGUUGUUGUUCAACGUAAAGCUUCAGGAGCCGGAGGUUAUCGUGCGGGUUGUAAAAAUUUACAGAUUAAUGCUGUCCGAUAAAAAGUACGGACUUACGGUGAACUGGAUGGCGACUCGAGCGAUGCCGUCCUUAUUACCCCAGACGAUUAACCCGUCGUUGAACUUGCAGCAGUUCGAGCUACUUCUCAAAGUUUUGCAAGAUAUGCUCAAUCACAUCGAGAGAAAUCAGAAGAAUCAAUUGUCGCUGGAUAAUCUGUCUCUGUCGAGCCCGGAGAGAUACUGGAGCUUGCGACAUCAGUACAGCACGAACACGCACGUGCCGGCAUUUUUCGUGCCGAAUUCUCAGCGUAAAACAUCGUCCGCGGAGGAUAUGGCUAGGAAAAAUAGCAUAGGUUCAAUAUCGAUGACAGCUUCGGCCGAAAACAUGGCAAGGAAGAACUCUGUGGCGGAAUACGGUUGGCUCUCGUCCUCGAAAAAUAACGGGAACUUCCUCAAAGUGUCGAACGCCUUUCCGAACAGACGUUUAUCGGACAAUACUCUAAUGGCGCCGAAGAUAGGCGUGCCGUCGUCCUGCGUAAGUUCGCCAGGUGGCACGCCCGGCGGUGGAUUACCGAUGUUUAGACGUCACUCGACGAGCACUGGUUCCCAAGACCGACGUGGAUCCACCAUCAAUUUGUCGCUUCCCACGUAUCGUACUACCAGUAGCAGCGUGCCAUACUUGUUCAGCUCGAGCAUGAACAGUAUACGCAGCUGGAGACGUCCGUCGGUCUCGUCAACGUCGUCCCAACAGGGCGCCGGUUUUCUACAGCAGGUUGGCUCCAGCAUGUACCAGUUCUUCUCCAGACAGUUCGACGAUGGAACCAUAACGACGACAAGACGCUAAACCAUCGUGCAACGACUGAACCGUCCGACGCGUGCAGCAAAAGGAAUCAUCGCA